CAGCAACAUACAUGAAUCUUUGAAUUAGUGUUUCUACAAGCAACAAAUUAUAUUGAUAGCUAGCUAUAAAUAUGAUUUCUUCGAAAAACGAGAGCAUUGAUGAGAUCAAGAACCAACUUCUAAGCACGAGGCUUGAACUGAUAUCAUCAAAAAUGGAAGCAAAUGCUGAGAUAAAGAAAUACGAAGAAACUGUUAAACAAUUAUACAAAUUAUUGAAGAGUGUUUGUCAAGAAAGAGAUGAAGCAAGAAAUCAAGUUCAAUUGCUAAUACGAAAAUUUCAACCAUCUGUGCAAAUUGAUCAUCCAAUGGAACCUUCGUGUGAUUUAUCCUUGUCUAGUCCUCAAUCAAAUGAGAAGAAAAUUUCUUCAAUAGGUUCAUCAAAUACAAGAAUAGUUGAAUCACGCAUAAAUCAUCAAAAGAAUCACACAACUCUUUGUAACAAUAGUUAUGAUACGGAAAGUGUUAAUCCAAAUGAGUUUGUUCUAACUUCUUUGAGUUUAGCAUUUCCUGAAAAUUCUAAUGGACCUUCUAAGAUGUCUCAUGGUUCUGGUUCAAGUUCGGGUCCGGGUUCUGGCUUUUUAGUGAAGAAUGAACCAAUGUUAUAUAUGGAUUCAAAUGGGAUGCAGAAUCAUACAAUAUCAAGAAAAAAGAGAAAGUUUCUGUGAGGCUGCAUUAUGUAUUAUAAAAUUCUUAUCAGAGUUUAUUUUUUUAUUUUAUUUGAAAAAGAAUGUGAUACAAAGAUAAUAGUUAACUAUGUGUAGAAUCUAACAUUGCUAGGUUGCAAUUGCACUGCCUUGUUAAACUUUGGCAGAUAAAUGAUAAAUAGAAGUGAGA
This is a messenger RNA of Vicia villosa (hairy vetch), 834 nucleotides long. RefSeq lists its product as uncharacterized. The transcript has 2 exons. NCBI's taxonomy places the organism in Eukaryota, Viridiplantae, Streptophyta, Magnoliopsida, Fabales, Fabaceae. Bases 72 to 665 code for a protein of 197 amino acids. The record is from RefSeq and is a predicted model, not a curated record.